AUGGAGAACGCUUUUGCCCGACCCAUCUCGACUGUCCUCUCCCACUUCGGCGUCGACGAGCAUAAAGGCCUGUCCAAUCAACAAGUAGACGAGCUGCGAACAAAAUAUGGUCGAAAUUCUAUUCCGGACGAGCCUCCUACUCCCUUGUGGGAACUGAUAUUAGAACAGUUCAAAGACCAGCUAGUCAUCAUAUUGCUCGGUUCCGCAGCCGUCUCGUUUGUCCUGGCUCUUCUUGAGGACGAGGGCGGUUGGAGCGCCUUUGUUGACCCCGCAGUCAUCUUAACCAUUCUGAUACUCAAUGCCGUCGUUGGAGUGUCCCAGGAGAGCAGUGCUGAGAAAGCCAUUGCUGCUCUGCAAGAAUAUUCUGCCAACGAGUCCAACGUUGUGCGCAAUAACGGCCAUGUCUCCCGUCUGAAAGCCGAGGACCUUGUUCCUGGCGACAUUGUUACUGUUUCUGUCGGAGACCGCAUACCCGCCGAUUGUCGCGUCAUCGCCAUCGAAAGCAACAGCUUUGCAGUCGAUCAAGCUAUUCUGACUGGAGAAAGCGAAAGCGUUGGUAAAGAUGACGAAGCCGUCGUCGAGGACGAGCGUGCCGUGCUGCAGGAUCAGGUCAACAUGCUCUUUUCCGGAACCACUGUCGUCACGGGUCGCGCCAGGGCUGUUGUGGUUCUUACCGGCUCCAACACUGCCAUCGGAGAUAUUCAUGAGAGCAUCACCGCCCAAAUCUCCGAGCCCACCCCUCUCAAGCAGAAGCUGAACGAUUUUGGUGACAACUUGGCCAAAGUCAUCACCGUCAUUUGCGUUCUCGUUUGGUUGAUCAAUAUCCCCAACUUUAAGGACCCCAGCCACGGCAGCUGGACCAAAGGAGCCAUCUACUAUCUCAAAAUUGCUGUUUCACUUGGCGUCGCGGCCAUUCCCGAGGGUCUUGCCGUCGUCAUCACUACCUGCCUGGCUCUAGGCACGCGCAAGAUGGCUGCUAAAAAUGCCGUCGUCCGCAGCCUGCCUUCAGUCGAAACUCUGGGAAGCUGCAGUGUCAUCUGCUCCGACAAGACUGGCACCUUGACCACGAACCAAAUGAGCGUCAACAAGAUUGUCUAUCUAGAUGAAGCCGGCAACGAUCUCACGGAACUCGACGUCGAAGGCACAACUUUCGCUCCCAAGGGCGCCGUCACCGCCGGCGGCAAGCGUUUGGAGAAUCUCACCGAAUCUUCCGACACUGUCCGCCAGAUGACCGAAGUUGCCGCCAUCUGCAACGACGCUCACCUUGCUUACGAUUCCCGAUCCGCAACCUUCUCCAACGUCGGCGAGCCUACUGAAGGUGCGCUCCGUGCCCUUGUCGAAAAGGUUGGCCCACGCGCUCCCCACGGUGCUCAUCCAGAGGAUUGUCUUCACCACGCCAGCUCCCACUACGAGAUGCAGCUUCCACGCCUUGCUACUUUCGAAUUCUCUCGCGACCGAAAGAGCAUGUCCGUGCUGGUCCAAGCUGGAAAGCAAAAGAAGCUUCUUGUCAAAGGUGCCCCCGAGUCCAUUAUCGAUCGCUGCUCUCACACCCUUCUCGGAGCCAACGGCAAGAAGGUUGCUCUUGACCGCAAGCUUUCCAAUCUGUUGAUGAAGGAAGUUGUGGAUUACGGUAAUCGCGGCCUCCGUGUCAUUGCACUGGCCAGCAUCGACGAUGUUUCAAACAGCCCAUUGCUGUCUGCUAAGACCACGGAGCAGUACGCCCAACUGGAACAAGGCAUGACUUUCUUAGGCUUGGUUGGCAUGUUGGAUCCUCCCCGAGAGGAGGUUCCUGGGUCCAUCCAGAAGUGCAAGGAAGCCGGCAUCCGCGUCAUUGUCAUCACUGGAGAUAACCGCCACACGGCAGAGAGUAUUUGUCGCCAAAUUGGCGUUUUCGGCGCGCACGAGGAUCUCACUGGCAAGAGCUACACGGGCCGGGAAUUCGAAAACCUCAGCCCUGGAGAACAGCUGGAAGCUGCAAAGAGAGCCUCCUUGUUUUCUCGCGUUGAGCCCGGGCACAAGUCCAAGCUUGUCGACCUGCUCCAGUCCCUUGGGCACGUCGUUGCCAUGACUGGAGACGGUGUCAACGACGCCCCUGCGUUGAAGAAGGCGGACAUUGGUGUUGCCAUGGGUUCUGGCACUGACGUCUCCAAGCUGGCUGCGGAUAUGGUCCUCGCGGACAGCAACUUUGCCACCAUUGAGGUCGCCAUCGAAGAGGGUCGCGCCAUUUACAACAACACCCAGCAGUUCAUCCGGUACCUCAUUUCUUCCAACAUUGGCGAGGUUGUUUCCAUCUUCCUGACCGCUGCUCUCGGCAUGCCUGAAGCUCUCAUUCCGGUGCAGCUGCUCUGGGUUAAUCUGGUUACGGAUGGCCUUCCUGCAACCGCCCUUUCCUUCAACCCCCCCGAUCACGACAUCAUGAGACGCCGGCCUCGGAAAAGGGAUGAUGCUCUGAUUGGCGGAUGGCUCUUCCUGCGUUAUAUGGUCAUAGGAACCUACGUCGGACUGGCCACUGUUGCUGGAUACGCUUGGUGGUUCAUGUACAACCCAGAGGGGCCCCAAAUCACUUUCAAACAACUCUCCCGUUUCCACCACUGCACUGCCGACUUUCCCGAAAUUGGCUGCGACAUGUUCUCAAACGACAUGGCCAAGGCGGGCUCGACGGUAUCUUUGUCCAUCCUGGUUGUCAUUGAAAUGUUCAACGCCAUGAACGCGCUUUCGUCUAACGAAUCUUUGCUUUCCUUGCCUCUGUGGAAGAACAUGAUGCUGGUCUAUGCCAUUGCCUUGUCUAUGGCCCUGCACUUUGCACUUUUGUACAUUCCCUUCCUGCAGUCUCUUUUUGCCAUUGUGCCCCUCAAUGGUACAGAGUGGAAGGCAGUUGUUUUGAUCAGCGCCCCUGUCAUCCUGCUUGACGAGUUGCUUAAAUUUGUCGAGCGAAAUUUCUUCAUGCAAACGACUACGUACGAGACACAGGCGACCAUCAAGGAGGACAAGAAGCAGUUGUAG
This is a messenger RNA of Ustilaginoidea virens, 3003 nucleotides long. RefSeq lists its product as uncharacterized. Gene Ontology annotation, biological process: intracellular calcium ion homeostasis; calcium ion transmembrane transport. NCBI's taxonomy places the organism in Eukaryota, Fungi, Ascomycota, Sordariomycetes, Hypocreales, Clavicipitaceae. Gene Ontology annotation, molecular function: ATP hydrolysis activity; P-type calcium transporter activity; ATP binding. Bases 1 to 3003 code for a protein of 1000 amino acids. Gene Ontology annotation, cellular component: membrane. The transcript is spliced from 4 exons. The record is from RefSeq and is a predicted model, not a curated record.